Molecule: messenger RNA, 2756 nt
Organism: Columba livia (rock pigeon)
Lineage: Eukaryota; Metazoa; Chordata; Aves; Columbiformes; Columbidae
Product: SPNS lysolipid transporter 3, sphingosine-1-phosphate (putative)
Exons: 12
Coding region: 135-1631 (498 amino acids)
Biological process (GO): transmembrane transport
Cellular component (GO): membrane
Molecular function (GO): transmembrane transporter activity
Source: RefSeq, a predicted model, not a curated record
UAGUGGCUGGGCUUCAUUGCCGGAAAUGACCGUAGUCAUUGAAGUUCCUCAUAGCCUGAACACAAAAUCGACUUGUAGCUUGGCGCGCUAAGGAAGCACUUAAUGAUCUAUGGUGACUUUCUGCAUGGGGAAAUAUGCAAAACCCUGAUGCACAUGAAAACACAGGCUUGCAGUUCCAGCCACCUCUUGAGGAGCAGAAUUAUGGAGCUACUGCAGCACGUGUGAGACAAGGUCCAUCCGUGUCUGUGCCAAGGAACAGUCCAGCAAAGAGAGAUUACCUGGUAGCUGCUGUGCUGUGCUAUGCAAAUUUGAUAAAUUUCAUGGAUUGGUUUAUUGUACCAGGGAUCCUGUUAGAUAUACAGAAAUACUUCGAACUUAGCGAUGGGGAUACAGGUCUGCUGCAAACAGUCUUCAUCUUGUGCUACAUGCUGGCUGCCCCCCUCUUUGGAUACCUCGGUGACCGGUACAAUAGGAAAAUCAUCCUUGGAGCUGGUAUUUUGUUCUGGUCUGGUGUAACAUUAGGCAGUUCAUUCAUCAAUGAAUUGUAUUACUGGAUAUUCUUUCUUUCACGAGGACUAGUUGGGGUCGGCACGGCCAGUUUUUCCACAAUAGCACCUACCAUCAUUGCAGAUCUGUUUGAGGAAGGAAAAAGGACCACGAUGUUAUCUAUCUUCUAUAUCUUCAUUCCAGUGGGAAGUGGUCUCGGUUAUGUCCUGGCAGCCGGCAUGGCAGAGGCCACAGGGGACUGGCACUGGGCAUUCAGGGUAACUCCUUGCAUGGGAGGUCUAGCACUGGUUCUUCUGAUUCUACUGGUCCCUCACAGGACCCAGAGAAGGACAGCCGCACACAGAGCUCUGAGCAUCUCCGGCACAAUACGAGAAGCAGCUGAGAAACCAGGAGUACACAGAGCUGCCAAGACCACUUGGUGUCAAGAUGUCAUAUCACUGGCCAAGAAUUGGAGUUUUGUCUGGUCCUCGCUGGGUCUGACUGCCAUGGCCUUCGUUACUGGAGCCCUGGGAAUGUGGGUUCCGCUGUUUCUUUACAGGGCUCAGGUUGUCCAGGGCAUUGUGUCUCCGUGCCUCCAAGAAUCAUGUAAUUCAUCUAACAGCCUAAUAUUUGGAGGCAUCACCAUUGGAACGGGAAUCUUGGGUGUCAUUGCUGGGGCAGAAGCUGCAAGAAGAUUGAGGAAGAUAAACAAUAAAGCUGAUCCUCUGAUCUGUGCCGCAAGCAUGUUCGUUUCUGCUCUGUGCCUCUACAUAGCUCUGAUGGUGGCCCAGACGAACAUCCUUUCCACUUUUAUUUUUAUUGCCUUUGGAGAACUGUUUUUAUCUGUAAACUGGGCUGUUGUCACAGACAUACUGUUGUAUGUUGUGACACCAAGACGGCAGUCCACAGCUAUUGCCCUGCAGAUUUUGGUGAGCCAUUUGCUGGGAGAUGCAGGCAGCCCAUAUCUCAUCGGGAUUAUCUCCAAUGCCAUCCAGGCCAGGAACGCUCACUCAUUCCAGUGGAGUUUCUGGAGCAUGCAGUACAGCUUCAUCCUCUGUGCUUUUGUUGGGGUCUUCGGAGGAGGGUUUUUCCUCCUGACAUCUUUCUACAUUGAGGAGGAUCGUAAGGAAGCAGAGAAGCAUUGAGGUACCAGAAACAAAUGCUGUCUUUUGAAUGUAGAUGAACUCUGGGGCAAGAUCUGCAAAGAAGAAAAGAAUGUCCUCCCUUUUUUUCUUCCCAUUUUACUUAAUGACAUACAACUAGAGAAAAGGCCAAAUAACGAUUCCUCCAUAUGGCAGAAAAUCCUGCAUACUGACUUUUUUGGAUGCUUUUGACUGUGAGUCAAAAAUUGCUACUGCAUUGGCAUAUGGCAACCCCCCCGUCUGCAAAAGGGGCGCGAGUGUUCUGGGGAAUGGGGAGAUGCCUCCAGCUGCACGCAGAGCUGGCACAGCCACCGCUGCCCACCUGCACGAGACGGGAGCGUUUAAGGCACAAUGUCUCGUGUAGGUUAGGAAGGGAGGGCUAUGAAUUCUCAGCAGGAUAAGAUUUGCCUGUAGAAUUUGGAAAAUGUAAGUAAUACAAAAAGUGUUUUCAGUCGCCUGAAGUGACCAAGAGGAACAGAAACUAUCAAAGUCAGUGUCACAUUCGAGAGCGGAGGGUUGUGAUCAUUUUCUGUGUAAUAUGUUAACAGACUCUCUAUAAUCCUGUGAUGCUCUGCAGAGUAUCCUCAAGAUUUGGGUAAAUAUCUCCUGUCAGAAUUGAACAGUAAUAGCUGUGAAACCACUUAAAUAUAACGAUCCAUUCGAGCUCUUAUCUCCAAAGUGCAUAAGACUUUGAAUGUGGUGUCUAUUGUCAGGAUAUCAUACCAGGUGCCAAACAGGACGUGAUUAGUGUGGCCAACUUUCAUUGUGUGAGGUGGCAUUCCCAGCGGCGCCUUAAAGCCAAAGCCUGCGGAAAAUAUUAGCAAGUGAAUUGUGAAGUAUUACUAAUCUUGCCUGAUUCUCCCAGUAAAUCAUAAGGAUCAUAAAGCACAAUAUUGCUGUAAUGACUGUGAAUAUCUAAUGUCAUUAUAAAUAGCAUAACUCAGCAACUGCAGGUUUUUGUUUCUCUCUCCUUCAUUUUUUAAAAAUCUGUUUUGAAACCUGACUUAAACCCAGGUACUGAAAGUUGGCCAGACCUUGUGCCAUUAUAGGAAAUAAUAGAGAAACUUUUUUGUGUUACUCAUUAAGAGUGUAAUAAUUGCCUUUAAAAUAAAAGUUGGUAUUCUCAAA